GAGACUUUGAGAGGAGUUUGUUGGGUUUUUUAGUGUCACCUGCACGCGGAGCACAGAGCGGGCUCCUCAGAGACACCGCCCCGGACACACAGGUGAGAGGAACACGUCCGCCGCUUCACCAGGUGCGACAAAAUCCGGAUUUUUCUGUUUUUUACGCACGGGGACUCUUGGAGAGAGUUAUGGCUCUCCGGGGGAAACUGGGAAUCUGAGUUCUGCGAGUCCGAGGAACUGGACUAACUGGACGCCGAUUUGUUCACAUCUUCCUCCUCCGCGCAGCUCCAGGUGCUUUACAAUGUUCCACCACAGCAACAGCAAGAAAUGCUUCACCAUAGAGUCUCUGGUCGGGAAGGAGGCGAGCAGCCACAGCGGCGGCUCCGGGGAUGAGCCCAUCCGGCCCACGGCGCUCCGGUUCCCGGAGUCCCUGCACCCCGCUGCCGGGGUCUUUGGCUCCUGCUUCCAAGGGAGCAGCGGGAGGACUUUAUACUCGUCCGGGCCGGACAUGGUGCUCCAGGAGCCCGGGACGCACAUGCACCCGCUGCAGAUCCCCCCGCAGAGCUUCUUCAGCCAGCAGCACCGGGAGGCGCUCAGCUUCUACCCGUGGGUGCUGCGGAGCCGGUACCUGGGCCACCGCUUCCAAGGGGAUGACAGCAGUCCUGAGAACCUGCUGCUUCACGGUCCGUUCUCCAGGAAACCCAAAAGGAUCCGGACGGCGUUCUCCCCGUCUCAGCUGCUCCGUUUGGAACGAGCCUUCGAAAAAAAUCACUACGUGGUCGGAGCUGAGAGGAAGCAGCUGGCCAGCGGGCUGUGUUUGACAGAAACGCAGGUGAAGGUCUGGUUCCAGAACCGCAGGACGAAGCACAAGCGUCAGAAGUUGGAGGAAGAGUCUCCUGAAGCUCUGCUGAAGAGGAAGGGAAGUCAGCACAUCAACCGCUGGAGAGCAGCCACACAGCAGCCGGGAGGAGGAGGGGGAGGGGAGGACGUGGACGUCCUCAGUGAGGACUAGACUGCAGCAAACACACACACACACACACACACACACACACACACACACACUUAAUGACAGACAUCUAGAUUACUUUAAAAGUGCGUUCAGACCAGUAUCAGCAGAUUAGAUUC
Molecule: messenger RNA, 1116 nt
Organism: Anarrhichthys ocellatus (wolf-eel)
Lineage: Eukaryota; Metazoa; Chordata; Actinopteri; Perciformes; Anarhichadidae
Gene: emx3
Product: empty spiracles homeobox 3
Exons: 3
Coding region: 293-1003 (236 amino acids)
Biological process (GO): regulation of transcription by RNA polymerase II; neuron differentiation; central nervous system development
Cellular component (GO): nucleus
Molecular function (GO): RNA polymerase II cis-regulatory region sequence-specific DNA binding; DNA-binding transcription factor activity, RNA polymerase II-specific
Source: RefSeq, a predicted model, not a curated record